Messenger RNA from Symbiodinium sp. CCMP2592, 13365 nucleotides. NCBI's taxonomy places the organism in Eukaryota, Dinophyceae, Suessiales, Symbiodiniaceae. The record is from the annotation of a GenBank genome assembly.
AUGGGGAGCACGUGCUCUGCGGCUUGGGCGUUCCACCAAGAGUUUCAGAAGCCGCAGGCUAUGCGCGAACAUGCUGUGUUUGGCGACGUUGAAACGGGCUUCGGGGUCAAUGGCAAGCGGCAAGGCUUUAAUGUCACGUGUGCAAACCCGAAGCAGGCUGGUGGUGGACACCUGGCAGAGCCAGAAGAAUUGCAUGGUUAUUUGGUGAUCUUAGCACUUGUUUCGCCGGCUUCGGGGCCAGACAAGGCGCUGCUGCAACCUGUGAACAAGCUACGGGGAGGGUCCAGUUUUGGCUUGUUUGGUCCGGCACAAGAGGUCGAAGCAGAGUUGGGCUUGCUGAUCUCCAAGCAACAUGCCCCUGGCACGGUGCCACCACGCGCGGGGCCACCAUCCCUUCAGCGGACGAGUUCUGCGACGGCCCCGAAGAGCUUGGGCGGCUCAGUUGCCAUCAGACUGUACAAGGGUUGGAUGUUGGGACAACGCGACCAUGCAGAGACCAGGUCUGCCGCCGCGGCUCAUGCGAUUGCGCUCCGAAGUCGGUCCUUCUGCGACGAUGCCCGGGCUCAGGCACCGGGCUGUCCACGCUUUGAGCGCGGGUUUCAUCCGGAUCCUGGCAGUAGGUUCCUGGCAUUGAACGCGAACAGGCACGACGCUGGACACAAAGGCCGGGGCAUUCUGCUUGUGCUGAGACUUGAAAGUGUGCAUGAUGCGUGGAAUUUCGGCUGUAUCAUGCCUGAGGCAAAGGGCAUCCCAGCACCUUGGAAAGACCGCUGGACCCUGCCUGGCGCCACUUUGCAUCGUCGUGGGUCAGCCCUCCUGGGAGAGCUGUCGCUGCGGGACUUGGAGGACCUGUUUGAGGGUGACAAAUCGCACUUGUCACAACCAGGCCAAGGCUUGCAGACGUUGAUCGGUGAGCAGACAGCCCUUGACCUUUCUCUGGAGGUGUCGAGUGGGACUCCCGAAUUUCAGACGCAGGCUUUUCCCUGGAGUUCGAGCGUGACGAUUCUGUUGGCCAUGCGAUCUGGGGCGAGCAUGUUGGAGUUGUAUGAGCAAGCUGCUGCAGCAGUACUGCAAGAAUGGGUGACGCGCUCGAUCUAUGCUGCCUGCUACUUGCAUUUUUCGCUUCUCACGUUCUUCACAGAACAGUUGCUGCCGGUUCAUGCGAACGGUAUGCUGCUCGAGGCAUUGGGGAGUGCCUUGCAGAGCCUCGAGGAUGGUGGCAAGGAGCACGUCGUGGCUUCUGCGGCCUGCUUGGGGCAGGUAGUCCUCAGGGACGGUGCCAAUCCGGUGCCAAACUUCUGCUGGGAGCUCCUUGAGUCUCUGCUGGACAGAUUUCCGGCCAUCCCCCCUGUCGUGGACAAGAAUCUCGAUGAGGCUCGCGACGGCCCAGGAGAGGAAAAGCUACUGGCUUUUGCCAAAGGUUUGCAAAGCUGGUGGCUCACCGGGCUGCCAAUGAGCCCAGUGGAGAGGCUGGGGCUUUUGGAGCAGAUCACCGCCUUCGUGACAGCUUUGGCCCUAUCGGAGUCGCGGAGCUUUUGGCCAUGCUACCGGGGCCACCUGCUCUUGCCACUCAUACCGCGAUUUCACGAAAGCCUUUCGCCCUUUGCGUGGCCGUCCUUGGGUGGUUCUAAGAAGGUCACGGACGUCGUCCUUCUGUCUGCGGCCCCCCAGCCCAAACAGGUGCCGAAGGGCCCGCCUGUUUUGCUGCGAGCCGCGACGGCGCUACAAGCCAACUGGGCAGAUGCCGUCCGAGAUCUUCGAGAGACUGCUGGCCGACUCGCCGUUCAUGGCGAUGAGCUGCUGCGAAGCGUCCGCGAGGCACAGGCGCUGGUCCAGGAGAUGCACUCCCGGAGUCCCAGCGAAGCGAUCUCCAAGGCGGCCUUGCACGGUGCUGAGGUGUCCUUGGAGGGAGUGGCGCCGAAAAUCGAGGCUGGGACGAGCCGCCAGAGCGGUGUGACUGUACGCAUGAUGACAAUGCGCCACUUGCAGGAAUGGCAGGGUGCUGCUGCAGAGGCGAUGAACUGGGUCACGCAGGAGGACGUGCGACAGAAGGCCGGGACAGUGUUAUCAGCAGCAAAUCCAGAGCGCAUGUUGAUUGCAGGAGCGAGUGGCCACCUCCCGGAGCAUUCAUCAAGCCUUGAAAGAGGCUGGUCGAAGAGAGCUCGUUUGAUGGCGGCCCGUCUGGACGAAAGCUUUUCUUUUGACCUGCAGAUGCCUUCCACGUCCUCAACGGUCGCUUCUGUGUCGACAUUGCAGAUCGCAACUGACAUGAUUUCUGGGGAGGUUCAAGACAUAGCGAACUUCGGCGGCACACUGAGAGCAGGCGAGAGGCUCUUGGUCUCUGCUUGCAGUACGCAGUCUAAAAAAGGUUAUCUGUACCUGCUGGAGAACUGCAGUGGGUCACCUCCCAAAUGUUCUGUGGUGGUGAGUGAGGAGUCAAGUGUUGGCUGCGUGGACGGUGCCCUCAAAGAUGCUCUUUUCGGUCAGCUGGCCCUGGGACUCUGUGGAUGCGAGGAUGGAAGCUUCCUCGUGGCUGACAUUUCCAACCACCGUAUCCGCCGAGUUUCCAAGACUUUGGAGGUGAAGGCAGUGGCAGGCUCUGGCUCUAAAGGUCAAAAGGACGGGCCAGUGGCUUCAGCUACCUUCUCGUCUCCACGUGCACUGAUCUCGCUUGGCGACACAAUUCUCGUCACGGAAGAUGGCCAUCCUGGGACGGUCCGCGUUUUGGAACAAGGUUUGGUCGAUUCGAUUACUAUACCGCUCGGUCGCCAGCAGCAACAGAUGCAGGAGUCUUGCCUGGCGACGGAUGCUUGCGAUCCGACUUCUGCCUGGCUGGCGCACUCGAGGGCUGUCUGCCGGGUUUCGAAAAGCAGUGGCAGCUGGGCCGUUGAAACCAUCGUCGAGAUUCAAGGCAUCACUGGUCUAACACACCUGUGGAGUCCUGAUGGCUCGACGGAUGGCCUUGUCCUCAGCAAAAAGAAGAGCUACACGCUCAGCUUCUGGGACAGGACGGAAGCAAAGAAGAGCCUGAGUAUCAUGGCCGGCCAGGGCGCUUCGCGGGGCUCUGUCGAUGGCCUUGGGACCGAGGCGCGCCUCGCGGGCCCUGGGAAGCAGUGUGUGCUGGGCGAUGGAUCUCUGCUGGUCGCCGAUGGGCGUGGGCUGCGAAGGAUCGUUACGCAGGCAUUGAGGGAGUCCGAGUUGGCGCGUGCAGCGGAAAGCGUCGAGCGGCACUCACAGCUGGCAAUGCAGAGAAACGCCAAGCUUCGAGAGGCUUGGGAGCAAGUUCUGAAGGUCCUGGCUGGGCCCUGCACCGACAUCGCCUGCGCGAGGCGGGCGAUCUGCGAUGAAAGCUUCGACAUCGAAGCGGCUCGGUCGUUCUCCAGGCUGGAGGCUUCGUGCGAAAGCAUUGCCGCGCUCGUGACCAUGGCCCCGAGCAUGGCCGCUGCGCUGAAGGUGUUGCCCAGGAAGUUCUCGUCAGGUGUGGCACAGGCCUUGCACAGGAAGCUGGAGAAAUACCACUGGCCUCCCAUGGUCCAGGCAUUAAAGUAUCUGGCUGCAGACUUGGAGGCGCUGCAACAGUUGGCAGGCAGCAACUUCCUUUCGGAGACCGCCGCUGUCGCCGCUGUUGAUGGACCCUGGUUCUCGCGACAGGUGGGAUUUUCGCCGCAGCUCGUGGGCCUUUUUGACAUGUUGCGGCGCUGCUUCCCGGACUCACGCCCUCUGCAUCUGGCGAUGGUCCGAUGGGCUUUACGACGCUAUGUCCGGAGCUCCUUUUCCAAGAUUGCGAAGGAGCUACAGGAGCGGAAUGCAAGCGAUGAGGAGAUUGCACGCGCUUUUACCGACUGGUUGUCAGGCAUCCUGCAGUCUCUGGGCCUGGAGCUCGAGCCGUGCGAAGAGCAGCGAACCAACAGCUUGCCUUGGCUUGUGGAGGAGCUUCUCCUGGAGCACCUCAUUGGGGACAGCCCAGACUCCAAGUACUGGGCCCUGCAGCGCAGUGCCGCUGUGGCAGACACGCUGGGUCCUGCACUCCGCCGCUUGCUCACGAAGGCCCUGCGUGUUCUUGCCGUGGACCUGCCGAUGCGCCGAUCUUUGGAGGCCCUGGGCCUACGCAUUGACAGAGAGGCCUCCGAGGUGCCUGCAGAUACACGCGGAGGCUUGAAGGCCGAGCUUGUGGCUGUGGUUUUGGAGAACGCCUUGGAGCCGUCAAGGAAAGAGAAGGCCAAAGAGGCAGACAAGGGAAAGGGAAAGGGGCCGAAGAAGCCACUGUCGGAACUGCAGGACGUGCUUCGAGCAGACUUGCUGUCCUGGGGAUGUGUGCUGCGCUGGUUCGACGGCGUGCAGGAGCAUCUUCCAGCCGAGCUGCGCGGACGCCUCCAGAAAUGCACCGAGCCCGCCCGCGGUGGCCUGGCCCUUCUGGCAGAAGCGGCACAGGCAGGCACGCUGCCGGUGAGUUCGGUGUCCAGUCUCGUCUCCAGUGCUGGCGACGCGCUGGAAAUGGCAGGGCAUCAGGAGGGUGCAGAUGCUCUACGGACUUGGCACGAGAGGCUGGUGGAAGCCAACGUGGUACUGCAGGGCCUGGUGGCGAGCUGCAAGGCACUUUGGCCAAACGACACGCACCUGUUGAUGGCAGUGGGCCAAGUGGCAGAGGCUUGGCCAGAUCUGCCGGCAGCCUCCGCCAUCGCUGGGCUGCAAGGAGGAGCUUCACCGGCAUUCUCGCAGGUACCUUCCACGCUCCUGGUCGUUAGUCCUGCUCUCUCCUUGCUGGGCAAGUCUUCUGCCUUCCGAGCACUGUGGUGGCACGAGGGCUGCGGUGCCGGCCGAUUCGAGCCUGCAGAACUGCAGCUUUCUGCGAUCGCUUGGGCCGGCUUCUAUAGCUCCUUACAGGCACCCGAGGCCUCUGAGUUGCCUUUGCCCGCCCUCGAGCCCGUCCUUGGAAGGCUGCAGGACGCUGAAGAACUGCGGCUGAUGGCGGUUACAGGAUCCACCCUCCAGCUCAGCGAUGGCAAAAUUGUUGCAUGGGAUACCUCAGAUCCCAGCGCGGAGUGGGAGGCGGCAGCCGCAGAACUGGCCCGGAAGCUUUGGCACAGCCUCUCGGUGAAGCAAUCCCACAGCGCGCUACAGAAGACGCUGUCCGGACUCCGGGAGAAGCUCCUGGACGAGAAGACGGGCCAGAAGGAGGCAGAUGAGGUGCUGGAUGUUCUCGUGCAGCUGCAGGGGGCUUUUCAGAGCUGGGAAACGACGGCCCUGAAGAAUCAUGGUGCGAUCGGAGCAUUGACGGCACAGAUUGAUGCUCGGCUUCUGAUCCAUCCUGAGGCCAUGAUGACAAGCAUGCUGACCUCUUUUGAAAUGCUGCAGUGGUUGCGAAAGAUGCCCGAUGACUCAGACUACUUGGUGCGAAUCGAAGUCGCGCUCAACAGAUCAGAAAUGGAGGUUCCUGCGGAGCUGUGGCUCGCUGAAGAAGGUCGAGUGGAUGAGAGCAAGCUUUCCGCUCUCACGGCGCCGCUUUCCUGCUCCACGUCCCCCGACGAUUUUCAGCUUCCGGUAGAUCCUCUCGUCGCCAUGACUUACCAGUCCGCCGACGUGGUCGCCGCCCUCGACAUGGUCCGCCGUGCCGUCGCCUCCGGCGACGACCUCUCCCAACUUUUCUCCGAAUGGAGUGGGUUGGAGAGGCGUGCGCUCGUCGAGGCUAUCAAUAGUCCCGGCGCGGCACCUGGACCCGUCGUGUACGGCGAUUCUUCGAGAGGUUUGCCGUCGAGCUCGUCGACGGGAGCAGGAAUGGCUACUUCGUCGCCGUCGGACCCCCACCCGGAACCCCCCGUCGACCGUCAGCAAGCGCCUCCUCCGGCGCAGGCGGGGGUUCCAGGAGUGGCGGCGUCCCCGGCAGAUCUUCCACCGGCAGGAAUGCCGUCGGGUGGGUAUCCUCAAAAGCCCACCCGACCGGCUCCGUCGGUGCCCAAAGGCAGCCCGCCGCAGCUCUGGGACCAGCUUGGGUUCCUCUGUCGUGCCGACGCGGUGCUGGCCUACAACCACAACAUACCGUCGGCUGACGCCUUCUACCGGCGUUACUCGACGGUGCUGCCGGACCGCAUCACUCCGGCCACGGUGAUCCCGGCGGCGCCGCCGGCUACUCCGCCGGUGCCCCAGCCCGCCGACUACCAGGCCCGCAUCGCUGAGGAGCUCCGUCAGCAGUUUGCGGAGGAGUCGAGGCAGACGGGCACCGUCGCGCCACAGGUGAAGGCUAUGCCGGCAGCUCCGGCGCCACCGCCGUCAUCGGCGGCACCGUCGGGAGCAUCUCGCAGGGCACGUACACCAACGCCGCAGGAGAUGUAUCCCGACGCGGAUCCGGUCACCGGCGCCGGCUUCCCAAUGCUGCCCCGGCGGCCGCGUGACGGGGCCCCAGCCGCCGAGUUCGACCGGCACAAGCGCGAGUACCGGCAGGUCGUGCACAUCCGUCGGAUGUUGUGCUCAGCGGCAUGGCGCGACCACGUCGCCGCCGUCAACUUGGUGGGCGCCAGGACCGACGUGGAGCUGCCGGAAUCCCUUCAGCCCCUCGCCGUCGCCAACCUGGAGCACCUCGAGGACCUCGAGCACAACGCCGGCGGCGGCACAACGGCCAUGGUACCGGCGUCGGCCGCAGCGGCCUACUACGUGCUGCGUGCUCUGCCGCACGGCGUCCGGGGAGGCCGCAUACCGGAGAAGAUUCCCGGCGAAAUUUGGUGUGCGGGCUGGUGCGGCCACCCGUGCACCAACCGUCUCUGCCGCGGCAUUCCCGGCAGGUGCCUCCGGCCGGUGGUGAUCAGAGCCGGCGGGGCCGUCGACCUGGUCGGCGGCCGUCCCCGUCGCUAUUUCCCCGUCGCCGUCUUCUACAUGGUCGACCUCACCGACGGCCUUGGCCGAAUCAGAGCCGUACCCGCGCCGCCGGCGCAAGAAAAGAGGGAAGCCGUCGGAGAUCAGUCUGGUUGGCUCGAGGCGCCGUCGGUGGCGCGCUUUUCGGCCCAUCUCCCGGUCAUGGGGCCCCGCCGCGGCAGUCACGCGGCCGACUUCGGCCAGCUCGUCCGGGCCUUCGUCGAGCUUGGGGCCCCCGAGCAUCUGCCUCUCCUGCCGACCCUCGGCGCUGUGGACGUUGAGUCGGCUUUGGCUCGGGCCUCGGCGUUGGUAGCCGGCGGUGUCCCGGCCACUGUCUUGGAGUCCCUGGCAUCGUGGCGGUCCCGGCAGGUCGAGGGACCACCAGUGGAACCAGCCAGGUCACUCGAGGGGCCACGGUCCGCCGGACCGGCCCCGUCGACGCAGCUCGUCCCGGCGAGGCCCACGCUCGGGACCUCUGCGACGGCGAUCGUCCCGGCCGCUGGUCACGCAUCGGCCUCGGCGACGGGUAGUCAGGCCAUCCCUUCCCCGGCGACGGUAUCCGACCGGCCGGCGGAGAAGCGACGGGACAUCCCGGCUCGUAGGGACGUCCGCCGCGCGUGCAAACGCACAGCCCUUGAAGCCGCCCUCCCGGAGAAUCGGGCCGCGGCGCUGGCGGAGAUCGACGAGAACAUCCUGGCAAAGUCCUCCCAGGCGCCGUUUCAGUCCAGGGUUCGCUCCUGGGUGGAAGCGUGCGAGACCUGGGCCGUCGAUCCUUGGCCCAUCUCGGCGGACGCGGUCAGGAAGGUGGCCGCAUCCUUCCGUCGAGGGGGCUACCGCUCAGUCCAGAAUUACUUCGAUGCCGCCGUUUCUUAUCAGGAACAGUUCCGCGGCGAGGCCGUCGACCCCCUUAUCCGACGAGCCAUGAGGAGGUACUCAAAGGCCGUCGUUCGGGGCAUGCCGGGAUCGAAGCUGAAGGCAAUCUUCUCCGUCGACAGCCUGGUCGCCCUGGUCGUGCGGGUAGAUCCGCCGGGGUCCGGCGAGUGGAGCCCCUGGGUCACGGCCCACGCCGUCGACGCUCUCAUCCUGGCGGUGUGGUUCAUGCUCCGCGAGAUCGAGUUCUCGGCGGCCCGCACGCAGGACAUCGACGUCGCCGACGGCACCGUCGCCCUCCGGCUUCCCCUGCACAAGACGGCCACCGGCGGCGAGGUCGAGCUGACCAUGCGCCAGCUCCGGUGCGCGUGCGGGGCCGUCGUGGCGCCACUGUGCCCAUAUCACGCGGCACUCCGCCACGUGUCCCGUCUGCGGCGGGCCGGCCGCUGGGUGCGAGGGGCACCCCUCUUUCCCGACGGGACCGGCGAGACGUGGGAGAAGUCGGCGGCCAUACUCUUCUUCCGUCGAGUCCUCCUGGCGGCGGGGAUCCAGCUGACCACCACCGACCACACCGGCGCCACCGUCCAGCUAUUCAACGGCCACCUGGCACGCGUUGCCGGCGCGGCCUGGUUGGCGUCGAAGGGUGUGAACACACCCAUCAUACAGCUGCUCGGCAGGUGGUCCUCGGCAGCCGUCGAGAGGUAUGUGCAGGCGGCUCCUCUGGCGCUCGCCCCCGACGUGCCCCGCCACAUCGACGAGGUCGAGAUCGUCAGCGUCAGGCCGGCCUAUGGCGCCGCCGUCUCGUCAACGGGGGCCGCCGCGGCAUCGAGCUCCAGACCUCCGCUAGCGCUGGCCGACGGCGACCCCGCAGAGAAGGGGCAGCAGCCGGGGGAGGAGCACUCGCCGACGGUGACGUUCGAGCCUGGUCCCGUCAGGCCCGAGACGGUCAGGGAGGUCGCCGUCGCACCGCCGGAGCACCUCAUUUACAAUGAGCGGCAGAAGAGGGCGCAUGCCCCCGAUCCGGCGGAAGCUUCGAUCACGGAGCUGCCGGUGGGAGCGGCCAAGUGCCUUAGGUGCUUCCCGAAGACGUCGUCGGCCGACGGAGAAGGGUCGCCGACGGAGGAGGAGAGUGCUUCUUUUGUGUGCCCGGCCCGCCGUGCUGCACCUGCAUGUCGUGGCACGCCGCAGCCCUUUUCCUCUCGUGACCGCACCGCCCGUCUUCUCCGCCGGUACCUGGUUAUCAUGGCUCACGGCCCUCACCUCGUCGCCGACGCCUUGACCGACUUCGACGACUUGGCCACAUCGGCGGGGGCUGGCCCGGACCUCGUCGAGUACCUCAGGGCUCGGUCCUUGAACCGCACGGCGACCCUCGCCUUGGUCGCCGACGAGUGGUCCGACGUCGACGCUCGGGUCUUCCAACCCUUCCGCGACGGGGACGAGAUCGCCGGGAAGACCUACCGGGCGGCGCCGGCGGAGCAGCCCGUCGUCCGAGCCAUUAUCCGGCAUAUGUGGUCGGAGGCCCGUCGUCAGUGGAACGAGUUCUCAGCCCCGCCGCCCGCCCCGGCGACGGCCACGCCGCCGCCACCGGCGCUGCCGACACUGGCCGGGGAGAAGCCGCCGAGGACUUUCCCGGAGUGGACCGACCUCGUCGCCCGGUACAACGCCGUGCAGCUCGGCGGGGAGCCGCGAUCCUUUCCGGCGGAGCGCCUCGUCGGCGCCGAAGAAGUGCUGGCGAGGAUCCACUGGGAGCACACCAAAUCCAAGCUCUACACGCCGCUCGGCCUCGGCGAGAUCCUGGCGACCCGGACUUGGUCGUCCCUCGGCGUGGUGAACCCACUAACCAGCCGUCGCGGCACCGGCGCGACACAGAACAUCAAGUUCGUCGACGGCGGCCCCGCGCUGUCCCUAGCGUCGGCGCUUGCGGCGGUCCUUCCCACCGCGGCGGUCGUCGUGGUCCCACUGGUCCUGGCGGCCACGGCCCCAGGACUGGCGCCAGGGCUGGUCUUUGCCGUCGUCGCGGCCGGUCUGCUUCCAGCGCCGGUCGUCGUACUGAUCUCGGCGCCAGUCCUUGGCGGCGGCGUCGUCCUCCCAGUCCUGCUCCUGGCGUCGCUGCUUUCUGGGGCGGCGACGGGGCUGUCCUCCGUUGGGGGCCCCCGUCGGCUUCCGCGGCGGGCCGGGCUUGACGGCGGUCUGGAGUGCCUCAUUGAAGGCGGCCUGGUCCGCCAUGAUCGCCGAGGUGACCUCUUCAGUCCUGGACAGACGCAUCGACAUCGCCAAUUGAUGCGCCGUGGCGUCCCAGUAGGACACGACGGCCUCGAGCCGGUUCGAGUGGAGGCGGGCCUUGGUCGUCCACCACUCGAUGUAGCGGAUGACGCCGGCUUCGGUGCCCACGCCGGUCAAGACCCAGGCCCAGCGGAUGGCGUCGAGGCCGUCGACGACGGCCCAAAUGCCCCGCGGGACGAACGGCUGGCUCCGGCGCUGGUGGAGAACUUAUUUGGCCAGCCCGUCCUUGCCAUGGCGUGGGAGACCGACGCGACCUGCCGACGGCUGGCGUCAGUCCGUCUGCCGUGGCUAGUUCACAGAGGCGACGUGACCGCCGAGUCCCCGGGCUCCGUCGCGGCAGCAGUGCGGAAGGCCGACCCCGACGAUCGUCGGGAAGCUCUCCGCCGUCGGGUGGCGUUCCUCUUUGAGAACGUCAUCAUGGAGCCCGCCGACGCCGCCAAGGUCAGCGAGUCCCUCGGCGUCAAGUGGAUAUCCAGGCCGCGCCUGUGGUGGCUUUCGGCGGACCUGGAAUCGACACAGGUCGACCCGGCGACGGGCCUGCCGCUGGUCUGGGCCAAGCACGGCUCUUACCGCCGCCUCCGACUCGACGCGACCAGACAGCCGUCGGAGGAGCUCACCGAGGGCGGCUUGUCGUUCCACCAGUCCGUCGAGUCCGGUCGUAUUCGGCUGCCGUGCUCCACGACCCCGGCGGAGGAAGCCGGAGGGAGACCGCCGCCCAAGAGGGACCUCAUCUAUCGUCCGAAGAGCCGCUUCUCCACGCUGGAUGCUCUGCUGGAGUCCCUGUCCGCCCUGGAGCAUUCGACGGAGAUUUCAGGCCUCGUCGAAGCGCUGGACUUCGCCUUCUCUCUGCUGGGACCCCUCUCGGAGCUUUUGGGUGGCAAGGAUGCAGCGUUGGCACGGAUGCUGCAGAUGCUGAAGCCUACCAGCUGCGCCCGUUGGGUGCUUUGCUACCCAAGGCUGGCAGCACCCAGUCCCGCAGAUGACAAGGCACAGGAGGAAGAGGAGGAGACACUGGCACAAACACCUGCAGAAGCACGGAUGCUAUACCUCAUGCUGAGCAGCCCAGAUGCAGCGCAAGCAUCGGCUCCGCAGCGGCUGGUUGAAAUCCUGGACUUCCAGGCUUCCGUGACACUGGCGGCGAGUACCUUCGAUGCGGCAUUUGGACAGGUUCGCACGUUCAACGAGCAAAUCGGCCUGGUCCGUCUUGCGGCUGCUGUCCUUGAUGACUUGCGCGUGGCCGGGCAUCCAGACUACCAGGAGAUCCACGUGGAGUGGCCGCUGUCCUUGGGUCUCAGCGAGAUGAAGAGUCAACUCCAUGGACUCCGCGAGCGGCAGGGGAACUGGCGCCAGAACUUGAUCAGUGCGCAGCAGACAUUCCCGGUCUUGGGAUUCUUCGCCGCGCGUCAGCUCGGCUGUCUCCUGAAUGCCUUGUCACAUGAGCUGCGGGAGCACGUGGAGGAGGUCCUAGCUGCAGUUGCAUCGACGUGGCUGUGGCCAGCGCAGGCAGAAGCCUGGUCGACGGAUCUCCUGAAGCACUGCCGGCUCCAGACGGGCGCAGAGGAUGCUGCGGCGCUGCUGCAGCAAGACUCACAGAACCUCCAGGCUUUGGCGAGCGCACUGCAGGCGACUUGGAUGCAGCACGGUGCGGAAAGAGUCGUGCGGGCACCAGCUGCAGCCAGUGAUGCGGGCGAGGUUCUUGGGCAGCUCGGUGCCGGAGCCCAUGUGGCUUUGGCAACGGACUUCUACAGCGCCGUCGCACUUCUGUUGUGGCCCUUCCUGGCGCGACGGCUUCGGCCCGCUGCCUGGGAGGUGCUCCCGUGCCAUGUGCGAACCACACCUGAGUCUGUGCAGCUGCUGCUGCUGAGGUGGGCACACUGCCAACCCGGACAAUUCUUCGGAUUGCUGCUUCCUGCAGAGGCCGCCUUUGCCACGCAGCAAAUCGUGGUCCAGGCCGUGCACGAUGCAGUCGACGAGGCAGGGCCGCUUCCAUCGCCGAAGUGCCCUCUGCUGAUAUUGGUCUGUGGCGAGAAUUCCGCCCAGGCACACGUCUCCACCCAGCUCAUGCAGCACCGUGUGGAAGCAUCACAGCCUCCUGCCAAUGAGUUCGCCGACAAGGUUGUGCAGCUCAUAUCCGUUGGCGACGCUGCUGCUCCUUCAGUGCACGUCGGUCUCAACCAAGGGGGAGAGCGAGGGGAGAGACCGUGCUCCCUGGCGCGCAUAGUUGCGAGCCCCUCUACAUCCGUGUCUCUCUUUGCGACUUCGCCGGGGGCGUUCGGAAGGGCGACAUCGGAGGGGUCACUCCUGUACGGCAUCUGUGCCCUGUUCCUUCGGGAGUUGCACGCCAACGAGCUCUACGGGCUCGGCGGGGGCGACCUAGUGAAGCACACCGGGGAGAACGACAUGGCGACAGGAGCAGGACUUGAGAUGCAAGUCGAUCACCAGGGGAACUCUCCCGUCAAAAGGCGCGCACCAGACAAGCCAGACGACCUCGCGCUGAACAUCGACAUCAUUCGGGAAGCCAUCCGGGGAGAGCUCAAGGACGCCCUUUCCGAUGUCAAGCAAGACCUUCGCUCCUUUGCCACGCGAGUAGAUAACGUAGAGAGCCAAGUGACCCGCAAAAUGCAGCAGACCAUCAAUCUCCUCGAUGAUAUGACCACCAAGUACGCGAGCCACGGGGAUAUCCUGCAACAGCUCCAAGAAGCCAACAAGGAGGUGAACUUCCGCCUCGAACGCCUCGAAAAAGGGGGGGGAGCCUCGUCAGUGGCCGGGAGUACGGCAACCUCAGACAACUCCCGACGACCCGCACUGAUUGUGGGAGGAUGGGAUCCAGAUCAAGACGCCACAACCACCAAGGAGGCCGUCGCAGAUGUGCUCAAAACGGUGGACGCCCCCAUUGCCCUGGACUCGCUCUUUGUUCCCGGCGUGCGCCGGGGAUACGCCAUACUCCCCAUCGACGACCGCAUGGGGGAGCACUUCGACCAGCGCAAACAGCGCAUCCAGGAGGUCAUUGCCAAGGUCAGAGAUGCAAACAUACAACUGGGACGACGAGCCGACGGGGGGAUCAAGCGAGUCUGGAUCGCCAUGAGCCAACCUCCUGACCGACGACGCAGAGCCCGCCUGGCUGCAAAAGUAAAGCGCUUGUACCUCACCCUGGGGGGAGCCAAGGACGCACUCCAAAUGGAGUUCAGCACAGGAACAGCUUGGAUCAACAGCACCAAGGUGUGCUCAGCGACAGCCCCAAAGCCGGGGGGUACAGAAGACGCGGGCCCGGGAUGGGUCAACCUGGAGGAGAUCGCAAAAGCCACCAGGACCACUCAGCAGGCAGUGUCGACAGCAUGGUCCCCGCUCAAGGCGGAGAUCAACUGA